AUGUCACAGAUGAAUGAAUGGAUAAAUGCAACAACAGCGAAAGAUGUCGUUCCAAAGGGUGACCAUCAACCACAAAUUGCUUUGAAUAUCGAGAAAAGCGUUUAUGAAAAAAAGAAAAGAGUUUUCGUUUAUGAAGAAAAGCGAAAAGCGUUUUUGUCUGGAAAAUGCAUUUCAGUUCAAGUUGGCGAAUUCGUGAAAUUCUUUAUCGAAAGAUUUAUUACUGAAUGA
Loa loa (African eye worm) is the source of this 228-nucleotide messenger RNA. RefSeq lists its product as hypothetical. Lineage: Eukaryota; Metazoa; Nematoda; Chromadorea; Rhabditida; Onchocercidae. Bases 1 to 228 code for a protein of 75 amino acids. The record is from RefSeq and is a predicted model, not a curated record. The transcript has 2 exons.